GUCCCUUAACACUUAGUGUGUGUUUGGCACCACUUUUUUCUCCUCAAAACGUGGGUUGCUUUAUGGAAACACCGUUUUGCUCUUUUCAUGCUGUUUGGAUGACUGAAAAAGCAAUUUUGUGAAACGCGUUUUUGUCUCCAAAACUCAGUUUUCAUGAAGCUGAGAUUCAUAGCUUCUAGCUCAAAUCAAAAUCACUUUUCAACCUUUAAUUUCUCAAGGGACAAGUACUUACCUAAUUACCCCUAAAUUCAAGCCUUCAAUUUUUCUUUCUCCCAGUUUUCUUCCUUUUCAUUACUUCACAUCACUUCAACCUUCAAUUUUCUGCUACUUGGGAAGAUUUUGCAAAUCCAAGCUUUCAAUUUUCUUCAGAUUUUCCUCUAUUUUUUCAGAUUUUGUGGUUAAUCUCAUUACUCAUGGUAGAUGUGUUGGUUGGGUGAAUUUAUUCCUUCAUCUUUCCCCCUAUAUAUGAUGCUUAUGAGCUACUUGUGAGAAUCAUUUCAUUGUUCUGCCAAGGCCUAAAGGCAAGUGUGUACUAGUUUGUGCUAAGCUGCAAAAGGAUGUACUUUAUGUAGAUGUGUUGAAGAUUGGGACUACAACAAAAUUAUCAUCUGUGUCAGGUCCACUUUAUUAAAAUGAAUGUUUGGAAGGAACAAUUGGAACACAAUACACAAGAAGAAGAAGAAGAUGAUGAUACAUUUGAAGAAUCCUAUAUUUUGGCUGCACUACUUGGUGAGUAUGCAACAAAAUAUUUAUGCAAAGAGCCAUGUAGAACUAGUGAGCUCACAGGUCAUGCAUGGGUUCAAGAAAUAUUGCAAGGGAAUCCCACUCGUUGUUAUGAGAUGUUUCGAAUGGAAAAACAUAUUUUUCAUAAACUUUGCCAUGAAUUGGUGGAACAUGAUUUAAAGUCUUCUAAACAUAUGGGGGUUGAAGAAAUGGUUGCAAUGUUUUUGGUCGUUGUAGGCCACGGUGUCGGUAAUAGAAUGAUUCAAGAAAGAUUUCAACAUUCGGGUGAGACUGUAAGUAGACAUUUUCAUCGUGUACUUCAUGCAUGCCUUAAGUUGUCCUUCAAAUAUAUUAAACCCGAAGAUCCUAUGUUUUGUGAAUGUCAUGCCAAAAUUAAAAAUGAUCAACGUUAUUGGCCUUUUUUUAAGAAUGCUAUAGGAGCAAUUGAUGGUACACAUGUGUCAUGUGUAGUUAGUGCUAGUGAGCAACCAAGGUUUAUUGGAAGAAAAGGAUAUCCAACACAAAAUAUUAUGGCUGUAUGUGAUUGGAAUAUGUGUUUCACUUUUGUAUUAGCUGGUUGGGAAGGCACUGCCCAUGAUGCCCGUGUUUUUGACAAAGCUCUUACUACCGCUAACCUUAACUUUCCGCAUCCUCCUCAAGGUAAGUAUUAUUUGGUAGAUUCUGGUUAUCCAACACCAAUAGGGUACAUUGGUCCAUAUAGAUGUGAACGUUAUCAUCUUCCUGAAUUUAGACGUUCAAGUGGGUUCGAAAAUCAUAAUGAAGUAUUCAAUUACUAUCACUCAAGUUUAAGAUGCACAAUUGAAAGAACUUUUGGGGUAUGGAAGAAUAGAUUUGCAAUUCUGCGUAGCAUGCCUAAGUUCAAAUAUGAGACACAAGUUCAUAUAGUUGUCGCAACAAUGGCAAUACACAACUUUAUUAGAAGGAGUGCUGAAAUGGAUGUUGAUUUUAAUCUUUAUGAAGAUGAAAAUACAGUCAUUCACCAUGAUGAUGAUCAUAGAUCAACUAACUUGAAUCAAUCCCAAAGUUUCAAUGUAGCUUCUUCUUCAGAGAUGGAUCAUGCUCGAAACUCAAUCCGCGAUCAAAUUAUAGCGUAUAAGCUAAAUAAUUAAAAAUGUAAUAAUUUUCAAUAUUAUAUUGCACUUGAACUUAUAUUAUCUAUUAUCUAUCUAUUUGUAAUAUAUUUUAGUUUACAA
Messenger RNA from Medicago truncatula (barrel medic), 1937 nucleotides. RefSeq names its product L10-interacting MYB domain-containing protein. Bases 633 to 1853 code for a protein of 406 amino acids. The record is from RefSeq and is a predicted model, not a curated record. The transcript is spliced from 4 exons. Lineage: Eukaryota; Viridiplantae; Streptophyta; Magnoliopsida; Fabales; Fabaceae.